CGCGUGAACCUCCAUCCCGCCUCUCAUCGUCCUACACCUCAUUAACCCAUCAACAAUUGCUGCUCGAAGUCACCAUGCAACAGCCGACCAACUAUUACACACAAACCGAAAGUGAAUUGCUGCAACUAGAAGCUGCCGGUGGACAUUUACCCGAAUACGAACAACUACAACCAGAAGCCUCAUUAUUGCAAACACAGACACAAACAGCAACCUCCUCAUCGCCUCAACAGCAGCUCUCACAGUUACAACAGUCGACACAAGCACAACAAACACUCCCAACAACAAUAACAUCUCUCAAUAAUUUGGAACGUGCGACGCCCAAUUCAUCCACAGCCGCCACACCUACACCGACCACUGCUAGCAAUUUGGAAGCAUCAUCGAGCAGCACAAGCAACGGUGGUGGCAGCAGUAAUAGUACGACCCCUCAACAUUUUGUAGCACCACUACAGCGUCGCUGCCAAGCGCCGCCACCAUCAUUGCCACUCAGCUCGAUUUCAUCACCGCUGCGAGCAGCCAACUACAAGACGGCUGCCUAUCAUCAGCACCAACAUCAUCAGCAGCAGUUGGAAUUCCAGCGAAAUUCCCAAUCGGACGAUGAUAGUGGCUGCGCGCUGGAGGAGUACACGUGGGUGCCGCCAGGGUUACGACCGGAUCAGGUCCGCUUGUACUUCUCACAACUGCCCGACGAUAAGGUACCUUAUGUCAACAGUGCCGGCGAAAAAUAUCGCGUUAAACAGUUACUGCACCAGUUGCCGCCGCAAGAUAACGAGGUGCGCUACUGCCACUCACUAAGCGAUGAGGAGCGUAAGGAGCUGCGCAUAUUUUCGGCACAAAGAAAACGUGAAGCAUUGGGACGUGGUGCCGUGCGUUUACUUUCGGAUGAGAGGCCUUGCAAGGGGUGCGAUGAGCCAUUAUCCGCCGGUGACAUUGUGGUCUUUGCCCAACGUGUCGGCUCUCAGAUUUGCUGGCAUCCUGGUUGUUUCGUUUGUUGCGUUUGCAAGGAAUUACUUGUGGAUUUGAUUUAUUUUCAUCGUGAUGGCAAUCUCUAUUGUGGCAGACAUCACGCCGAGACGCAGAAGCCGCGUUGCUCCGCUUGCGAUGAGAUUAUCUUCUCGGAUGAAUGCACCGAAGCGGAAGGUCGCACCUGGCACAUGAAACAUUUCGCCUGCUUCGAAUGUGAACAUCAACUUGGCGGGCAGCGCUACAUCAUGCGUGACGGCAAGCCCUACUGCCUCAGCUGCUUUGACACCAUGUUUGCUGAAUACUGCGACUAUUGCGGCGAAGUGAUCGGUGUCGAUCAGGGACAGAUGAGUCAUGACGGACAGCACUGGCAUGCCACUGACCAAUGCUUCUCAUGUUGCACUUGUCGCUGUUCGCUCUUGGGCAGACCAUUUCUACCGCGCCGUGGCACCAUUUAUUGUUCGAUCGCUUGCAGCAAAGGUGAGCCACCUACACCAUCCGACACCAGUUCAGGACCACAGCUGCGACCGACACAUCGUGCCAGCACAACAAGUCAAAUUGCGCGUUCACCAAGACCGGGCGCACGUCAUAAGGGUAAUAGUGGUGGUGUGACCGGUAGCAAUGGAAAGAGUGCAAGCAGCGCAGGUGAUUUGUUAGAAAGGCAAACGCGUCAGCGAAUGGAGGUGGGCAUUGAUCGACUUAUGAUCGUAGGCAAGCUGGCGGCGGGCUGUGAUGAUGUUAUGCCACCACUGCCAGGGGUACCACGGCCAGCGCAUCCGCCACCCAUCGACCUCACCGAGUUGGGCAUUAGUUUGGACAAUAUCUGCGCAGGAGAUAAAUCGGGUUUUGGCGAUACAGGAAAUCUCACCUCUUCGCUGCCAGAUAUGCUGAUGUCAAAAGGCGAGGACUCGCAUAGCUAUCAAAGUAUUGACAAAAUCAACAUAAACUCACCGAGCGCAUCGGAACUUACGCAAAGCACACAAGAGAUUACCAACGAGCUAGAGCUGGAAAAUGAUAACGAAAACUGCGAGCUACCACGUGACAACUAUGAAAUUCUAUUGAAUGCGAAGCGCGCGCGUAACAAGUCCGAUGUGGACGAUGACGACGACGAUGACGAUGAGGAUCACAGUGACGCACCAGGAAACGAGGCCAAUACACGCUCACACCUCAAAGAGGUGCGCUUCCAUAGCGUGCAGGAUACAAUGUCACGUUCGAAGAGCUAUACGGACAGUACGAACGCGCGGCGCAGACGACGAAAACGAAAUCAAUCGCGAAGCUCCUCUGAAAUGCAAAUAAAUCAGACAAACCUACGACUGCACAAUGCGCAAACGCAUACAGCGGGCGUACACAACAAUCUCGACAAUGGUGACGCGGCAAGUGUCUGUUCAACCUGUUCGUCCAGCUCGUCCAGUGACAUGGAUGACUAUUUAUAUCGAAUACCUGCGCGCAGACACUAUGGCGGAGUGCGCGUGUCCUAUGUACCAAACGAUGCGAUCGCUUACGAACGCAAGCGCAAACAAGCGGCCAGUGAGCAGCAUUUGGGCAAUGGUGGGGGAGGAGGUGGAGCGUCCUUGAUUGGUGGCACAGCAGCAACAAUGACAGCAUCGACAAGUGGCGCAACGAGUGGCGGGGAGACGAAAAGUUGUAUCAUUUCAUGACAGCCUCCGAUCUUACCACCGCCACCGCUCAGCCUUGGCAGCUACUAUAUACUGGACACGAUAUUGGAGGAGCAACGUUUGGUGAUGGAGGAAAAGCGACCGGGUUGUUUAAAGCGCGUUUGGCGCAUGCUAACUGCCGGUGGCAAGGGUAAGAAGACAGCAGAGGAGAUGCAACAUGUUUAGAGUGAACUAAAGGGCAUUCAAAAAAAGUUGUAAAGGAAGAGAGUAUAAAAAAAUGCAAAUAGCAUAAAAAUUAGUUAAAAAAAAAGCACUUUAAUAUAGGGCGACGUUAGAAGAGAACGCAAGAGAGCACUGCCGGACAAAUGCAUUGCAAACAAACUUUGCAAAAGAUUUAUACAAAAAGGCUGAGAAACAUACUUUAAGGCAUUACUCCGCACACUUUUCUCUCUGUGAGUUACCUCCGAUGUCGCACUUGCAUUACGAGUACUUAAAAAAGGGGUAUGUCUGGCCAAUAAACCAGCCACAUCGCUCUAUAUACGAGCGUGCAUAAAAUGUUUGUAUGUAUAAUUUUCUAAUCCUUUAAUUUGCAUCUAAGUUGGUAUUCUAAAUUUACCUAGGGUUGUAAAGAACUAUCAAUGCAAGAGCACUUGCUCUGUCUAUAAGAAGCACUGAAGAACUUCCAUAUCGUAGUUGUAGUUUUAAACGGAAAACGAAAAAAGCGUAUUU
Molecule: messenger RNA, 3305 nt
Organism: Anastrepha ludens (Mexican fruit fly)
Lineage: Eukaryota; Metazoa; Arthropoda; Insecta; Diptera; Tephritidae
Gene: esn
Product: protein espinas
Exons: 5
Molecular function (GO): zinc ion binding
Source: RefSeq, a predicted model, not a curated record